CUAAUCCUCUCAGUCGCUGAAAACAGUCACAUUCGGAACGUAUAGGCCCCCCCCACUCUCUCUGAGGGAAAUUCUGCCAUGUCUGCAGCUCCAACAAAUCCUCCAGUCCGGGCCACUCCAAGAAGAAAAGAACCAUUGAUUCCGGAAGCAUUCUUGGAUGUACCCACCCAGCGCCUAUACUGCCUGAGCCUGGGAGCCUUGAUUCAGGCUGUGAAACUAUUCGACUUCUUCCGCUACAUUGCGUCGUCCGACGAAUCGCAAAGCUUUUGUUUAAAAUGGCUGGCCAUAGAUAUCAUAUCCUGCCUAUUGGUCGCGCAACUACGCAUUCCUCGUCUAAACUACGCCACUCCAGUGGUGGUGCUGCAAAUUGCUGCUUUGUGUUUUUUUGACGGGCUGAUGUUUGGUGGUGUCAAAUUAAACGUGGCGAGGGGUAUCGGUGAGGGCAGUGUAUCUUCUGAAGGAUACUCGGGACGCGCGGAUUUGCCCUCUACGCCUCAAGCUUGGAGUUAUCUAGAUUACCUAGCGCCUUUCUUUUUUGGCGCACUUUCAUCCUCAUAUAGUGCCUCUGGUGACUCACAUCUUCUCGGUCAACAUACUGUUCGGAUGUCGCCCAUUAGUACCGCAAACCUCAACCCCAAUGGCCUGACUUUUUGUCUAUCCUCGCCUGGCGAUGUUGCACUCGUACCCGUUCUUCUCAACAACACCAAUCCUUCAUCUCUGCGAUACUCUUUGACACCUUUGGGACAGUCUCGAGAUAGCGGCGCGGAAUAUUUUGAUUUAUCGUCCAAGGAGUUAAAGGCAAUUGAGCAGGCACGUUUAGACGCGCUACAAGUGGCCAAACCUUCAGCCCUAUCUACCGAUGAUGAUGAAUACGAUGAAUACGAUGACGACGACGAAGAUAAUAACGAUCGCAACGACGAGCAGUCUUCUCUGCAGAAGACCCAGUCCCUGGUACAUAUACGGCUCACAAAGCCGGGUACCGUUCGUUUGGAACGUAUCCUUGAUGCCUCUGGCAUCGAAUCGCGACUGGUAUAUCCAGCAGAGGUAAUGGUAGCUCCGUGUCCGCGAGUGGCGUUCGUUGGAGCCAGCAACCUCGACAUUCGCUGCGCAGGAGAGGAUCCGGACCACCAGCUUAUGAUUGAUAUCAGCGGCGUCACACCCUUGAGCCUGAGGUGGUUCAAGAUGAUAAAUGGAAAGCGGGAGAGCUUCCUCGUAGAAGGCAUCGAGAGCAACCAUGAUGCAGAACUGAAGGGAACGGGCAUGGAAGUGACUCGGAGACGUUUGAUACCUUCACAGCUGCAGGUUCCACUAUCAGUAUCAUCUGAUACAGUUGGGACCCAUCUCUAUGCACUGGAGGAAGUCAUGGACGCGGUAGGCAAUAUUGUUCGUGUUGGCUCUGACCUGCCAUCAUCGACAUCAGGACAAGGCGAAUCGUUCAGUACCACGACUACCCGCUCCUUCCAGGUGCUUCGUCGCCCAGCAGUGUCAUUCAAGCAUUGCGGUCCUGGCAAUCCAACACCCCUUCUCAUUGGUUCCGAAGCGUCAUUAACCGUAUCGGCGAACGAGGCUGAUUCAUUUGACUUACCUUUGGAGGUUACGGUCGAAUACCAACCUUCAAGUGGCUCAGAUAGCGGCGGUUUCGAUGUAAAACGCUCCAAGCCAUGGAAAGAGACGUUGUCAACACAGGGUAACCGAAGGGACGUCAAUAUUCAGGCUGAUGCACCUGGUGAAUAUACAAUCGAGAAAGUUAAAGGAAAGUGGUGUAAAGGUGACGUCCUCGCCCCAGAGACGUGCCAAGUCGUUGAACGGCCUUUCCCCUCCGCUGAAAUAGACUGGAAAAAAAUUCAUGAGUGUUCUGGGGACACCGGCGUUUCUGCGGCACUUGUGUUGCACGGAACGCCACCAUUUCACGUCUAUUAUCGCAUUCAGCAAGACAAUCAGCCGCCUCGCAACAUAACGAAAACUUUCGCUACAUCUCGUGGAGAACUGACUAUCCAGCCGGAACGCAGUGGACAUUAUGUCUUCUCUUUUACGCACAUCAGCGAUGCCUACUAUAGGAAGGUGGAAUUGGACGGUCCUAGUAUCGAUCAAAUAAUUCACCCUCCUGCAUCGGCUGAUUUCGCUGGUGGAGAACGAAGUACUCCAAGGACCAAGAGGCAAAUGAGUAGCUGCGAAGGAGGUUCGGUCGAUGUCGAUGUCGAACUUCGGGGCUCUGGGCCUUGGAAUCUCGAAGUUCAAGUUGUCGGCCCCAAAAGUUCGGAUACGCUGCUAAUUAAAAAUAUCGAGACUUCAAGGAAAACCCUCCAUAUACCAGUUCCAAAACAAGUGGACAGGAUUGGAGGGACUUUUGAAAUUGACCUCGCCAGUAUCGAAGACAAGUACAAGUGUAAACGACCCAUAUCUGUACCCGGCAUUUCUGUCAACGUCAAAAGAAUCAAGUCCACCGUGAAGUUUUACGGUGAACGCGACAGGUGCCAUGUCACUGUGCUGGAGAAUGAGAAGGCCAGUUUACCUCUGCGCCUAACUGGGGAUGGACCAUGGAAGUUGAGGUAUCGUCGCGUGGAAGAUCCACAACAAGUCUUGACAGCAACUCUCACAACACCAAAUGACUUUCUUCAUGUUACAGACAAAGGAACGUAUGAGAUUCUGGAGAUAUCCGACUCUCAAUGUCGGGGUUCUGUGAUUGAAGAUGCCUCGACGUAUCGCGUAGACUGGAUCCCCAAACCAUCUGCCAAACUUUCUCAGAACACGGAAGCAACGUACGAGCCCUACAAUGGCUCCUACAUUCUUCCGCCUAUUUGUGAAGGCAUGACUGAUCAUGUCGACCUUGAUCUGAGCGGACGUCCCCCAUUUGAGAUCAUGUAUAACAUCGCGCAAAAUAGUGAGACUGGAGGAACAAAGCUCAUCGAUCAACCGACGUUCAACAGCAUACAACCCCACACACGUCUCCAGCUUCAGACGUCAAAUCCUGGACGUGUGUACUACGAAGUCAAGCAGAUUGGUGACUCAUCAUAUCCUUUGGCGAAGCAUCGUAACGCAGUCAUUCCCCGGUCAGAACGGCUCUUGUUUGAGCAACAAGUAUCCAUGCGUCCCUCUGCCCAAUUCAAGAACCGCAACCGGGUUCCAUACUGCCUCAAUGACGCAUUCACACCUUUGGACCAUAUGUCUUCCGAUGGAAUGAUCCUCUUCCAGGGUACACCACCUUUCAAACUCCGGCUAACUAUCAAAAAUGUCGCCACCAGCCUUGUGGAUGCGAAGACUAUCGAAACGUACAGUUCCGCCUGGAAGAUUGAUUUGCCUUCAUAUCAUUUCACGAGUGUCGGCGCUCAUCUCGUUACCAUUGACUCCGUGUCCGACGCAUCGAGCUGUGACCAUGCAGCGUUGGACCCUCUUGCAAGUUCUAUUUGGGUUGAUGUCGCAGAAACAGCCGCUGUUGUUCCCUUCGACAAGCGUGAAGACUAUUGUAUUGGCGACCUGGCACAAUUCCAGCUUGAAGGUAUUCCGCCAUGGACCAUCGGAUACCGUAUCAAUGGACGCGCUUACACGCAGGAAGCUACGACGUCGCCUUUCUCAUUGAGUCAGCAGCAAGCCGGAGAAUUUACAAUCACCUCCAUAUCGCAUCAACAAAAGAUGUGUAAAGCAGUUGUGACUGAUUUACGUUUCACUGUACACCCACUGCCCUCUGCUCAAGUUGGUCAUGGAAAACGAAUCUAUCAAGAUAUCCAUGAGGGUGAUCAGGCUGAAAUUGUCUUCACCCUUAUCGGCGAGCCGCCAUUUACGUUCACUUACCAAAGGUCUGAGCCUGUCACGAAGAAGGGUGGUAAACCAGGAAAAGUUCUCGAGACCCACACUGUUUCCCGAGUAUACUCGAAAGAGUAUUCGAUUUUUUCUGCGUUGGAAGGAACAUGGACAGUAACUUCAAUAUCUGAUCGCUACUGUCGUUACCCUGCUUCUCAACCCGACGCAGGAACGGAGAAACAAAAACACUGAAUCUAGUUUGAUUUGAUCUUUGCAUGUGCUAUCAUAUUUGUAUCAUACCCGCAUUGUAGUAUUUGCUUCACGCAUCAGAAAGGACUCAACAGCUUGCACGUUUAUCAAGUUUUGGUAUACAUUUCGGUUUUCUUCCCCUUACACUCCAAAUUUUCCGCGUGGCAUUACUCCCCUGGGACCUCUAAACCUGGG
Desarmillaria tabescens is the source of this 4182-nucleotide messenger RNA. RefSeq lists its product as uncharacterized. Gene Ontology annotation, molecular function: structural constituent of nuclear pore. Gene Ontology annotation, cellular component: nuclear pore transmembrane ring. Lineage: Eukaryota; Fungi; Basidiomycota; Agaricomycetes; Agaricales; Physalacriaceae. Gene Ontology annotation, biological process: nuclear pore organization; protein import into nucleus. Bases 79 to 3990 code for a protein of 1303 amino acids. The transcript has 14 exons. The record is from RefSeq and is a predicted model, not a curated record.